CGUGGCAAUAAGAUGUUCUCCAUCUAAAAGAUGAAGGUAGAAAGUGUGUGUGACUGAUGUGGAUGUGACUUCUGCAGCAUGGAUCAGAGUGAGGACCGAGAGGAGGGAGUCCCUCCCUCUAAAAGCUCUCUGUGUGGGGAACAUGACAGCCAGACCAAGGCUCAGAGCCUAGAGCAGCAGUACAGACCAGACUCUACUGGACCUGGACCAGGACCCAGCUGUGUGUCCUUCAAGAGCGACCAGUCACCUGAUUUUAAACCGCAUUCAUGUGAUCAAAAGAUCUAUCAGAGACCAGACUCUACUGAACCUGACCCUGGACCUGGACCUGAACCCAGCUGUGUGUCCCUCAAGAGCAACUGGUCAAAGGAUUUUGAUAUUAAUUUUAAACAACAUUCUGACAAAAAUACCAGGAUCCAGAGACCAGACUCUCAUGAACCUGAUCCUGAACCCAGCUCUGUGUCCUUGAAGAGUGACAGUUCAAAGGAUUUCGUUACUAAUUUUAAACGACAUUCAUUCGAAGUGGACCAGGAGAGCUCAGAGGUUCCCAGUGGUCAGUCUGCCCAGCAGCGUCAAACACACCUGGACUCCAUAUUUAUGCUGCUGGAGGAGAACAUCGUCACUUUUGUGAAGAACGAGCUGAAGAAGAUGCAGAAGGUUCUGAGUCCAGAUUACCCAGAAUGCUUAGAGAGCCAGAGGGAGGAUGAGGAGGAUCUGGACAGUGAGGAGGAAGAGCAGAAGAGAAACAGCAGAGACGCAUUUAUGAAGGUCACACUGCACUUCCUGAGGAGAAUGAAGCAGGAGGAGCUGGCUGACCGUCUAGAGAGCAGAAGUCCUGCAGGUUGUCAGUCUAAAGUCAAAUCUCGCCUGAGUAAAAAGUUCCAGUGUCUGUUUGAAGGGAUCGCUAAAGCAGGAAACCCAACCCCUCUAAAUCAGAUCUACACACCGCUCUACAUCACAGAGGGAGGGACUGCAGAGGUCAAUGAUGAACAUGAGGUCAGACAGAUUGAAACAGCAUCCAGGAAACCAGUCAAACCAGAAACAACAAUCAGACAUGAAGACAUCUUUAAAGCCUCACCUGGAAGAGAUGAACCAAUCAGAACAGUGAUGACAAAGGGAGUGGCUGGCAUUGGGAAAACAGUCUUAACACAGAAGUUCACUCUGGACUGGGCUGAAGACAAAGCCAACCAGGACAUACACUUCACAUUUCCAUUCACUUUCAGAGAGCUGAAUGUGCUGAAAGGGAAAAAGUACAGCUUGGUGGAACUUGUUCAUCACUUCUUUACUGAAACCAAAGAAGCAGGAAUCUGCAGGUUUGAAGAGUUCCAGGUUGUGUUCAUCUUUGACGGUCUGGAUGAGUGUCGACUUCCUCUGGACUUCCACGACACUGAAAUCCUGACUGAUGUUACAGAGUCCACCUCAGUGGAUGUGCUGCUGACAAACCUCAUCAGGGGGAAACUGCUUCCCUCUGCUCGCCUCUGGAUAACCACACGACCUGCAGCAGCCAAUCAGAUCCCUCCUGAGUGUGUCAGCAUGGUGACAGAGGUCAGAGGGUUCACUGACCCACAGAAGGAGGAGUACUUCAAGAAGAGAUCCGGAGAUAAGGAGCAGGCCAGCACCAUCAUCUCCCACAUCAAGACAUCACGAAGCCUCCACAUCAUGUGCCACAUCCCAGUCUUCUGCUGGAUCACUGCUACAGUUCUGGAGGAUGUGUUGAAAAGCAGAGAGGGAGGAGAGCUGCCCAAGACCCUGACUGAGAUGUACAUCCACUUCCUGGUGGUUCAGACAAAAGUGAAGAACAUCAAGUAUCAUGGAGGAGCUGAGACAGAUCCACACUGGAGUCCAGAGAACAGGAAGAUGAUUGUGUCUCUGGGAAAACUGGCUUUUGAGCAGCUGCAGAAAGGCAACCUGAUCUUCUAUGAAUCAGACCUGACAGAAUGUGGCAUCGAUAUCAGAGCAGCCUCAGUGUGCUCAGGAGUGUUCACACAGGUCUUUAAAGAGGAGAGAGGGCUGUACCAGGACAAGGUGUUCUGCUUCAUCCAUCUGAGCGUUCAGGAGUUUCUGGCUGCUCUUCACGUUCAUCUGACAUUCAUCAAGUCUGGAGUCAAUCUGCUGGCAGAAGAACAAACAUCAUCCCAGAAGUCUGAAUCUAAACAAGAAUCUUCAAUGACACAUUUCUACCAGAGUGCUGUGGAUGAGGCUUUACAGAGUCCAAAUGGACACCUGGACUUGUUCCUCCGCUUCCUCCUGGGUCUUUCACUGCAGACCAGUCAGACUCUCCUACGAGGUCUGCUGACAGAGACAGGAAGUAGUUCAAAGAUCAAUCAGAAAACAGUUGAAUACAUCAAGAAGAAGAUCGGUGAGAAUCUGUCUGCAGAGAGAAGCAUCAAUCUGUUCCACUGUCUGAAUGAACUGAAUGAUCGUUCUCUAGUGGAGGAGAUCCAACAGUUCCUUAGACCAGGAAGUCUCUCCACAGAUGAACUGUCUCCUGCUCAGUGGUCAGCUCUGGUCUUCAUCUUACUGUCAUCAGAAAAAGAGCUGGAUGUGUUUGACCUGAAGAAAUACUCCGCUUCAGAGGAAGCUCUUCUGAGGCUGCUGCCAGUGGUCAAAGCCUCCAAAAAAGCUCUGCUGAGUGAUUGUAACCUCUCAGAGAGAAGCUGUACAGCUCUGACUUCAGUUCUCAGCUCUGAAUCCUCUAGUCUGAGAGAAUUGGACCUGAGUAACAACAACCUGCAGGAUUCAGGAGUGAAGCAGUUGUCUGCUGGAAUGGAGAGUCCCCAUUGUACUCUGGAAACUCUUAGGCUGGGAGGAUGUCUGAUCACAGAGGAAGGCUGUGCUUCUCUGGACUCAGCUCUGAGCUCCAACCCCUCCCAUCUGAGAGAGCUGGACCUGAGCUACAAUCAUCCAGGAGACUCAGGAGAGAAGCUGCUGUCUGCUCGACUGAAGGAUCCACACUGGAGACUGGACACUCUCAGGGUGCAGCCUGCUGGAGUACGAUGGUUAACCCCAGGUCUGAGGAGGUAUGUCUGUGAACUCACACUGGAUCCAAACACAGUGAACAGAAAUGUCAAACUGUCUGACAGCAGCAGGACAGCAACAUAUGUGGAGGAGGUUCAGUCAUAUCCUGAUCAUCCAGACAGAUUUGACUGCAGGCCUCAACUGCUGUGUAAAAAUGAUCUGACUGGUCGCUGUUACUGGGAGGUCGAGUGGCGAGGAGGAGUUCAUAUAGCAGUGACUUACAGAGGAAUCGGCAGGAGAGGAGACAGUGAUGACUGCAAGUUUGGAAUGAACAAUCAGUCCUGGACUCUGGAUUGUUGUGAUACUGGUUACUUUGUCUGGCACAAUAACAGAAGAAAAUCCAUCUUCUCCUCCUCCUCUUCUAUCUCUAACAGAGUAGCAGUGUAUGUGGACUGUCCUGCUGGCACUCUGUCCUUCUACAGAGUCUCCUCUGACACACUGAUCCACCUCCACACCUUCAACACCACAUUCACUGAACCUCUGUGUGCUGGGUUUAGGUUCUGGUCUGGCCGGUUUGGUUCCUUAAUGUCUCUGUGUUCUCUGUAG
Scomber japonicus (chub mackerel) is the source of this 3561-nucleotide messenger RNA. RefSeq names its product NLR family CARD domain-containing protein 3-like. NCBI's taxonomy places the organism in Eukaryota, Metazoa, Chordata, Actinopteri, Scombriformes, Scombridae. Bases 79 to 3561 code for a protein of 1160 amino acids. Gene Ontology annotation, molecular function: protein binding. The record is from RefSeq and is a predicted model, not a curated record. The transcript has 12 exons.